AUGAACAUCAUCUUCGGUAAGAUCGUAGGGGAUUUCAACUCAUAUUCCUUACCAGACACACCUUUGAAUGAGCACACCUUCAAGUCAUCUAUCAAUAAAAGCAGCUUGUACAUCGUGUACUUGUUCAUCGGCAAGUUUGUGUUGACCUACAUUGCCAUGAUAUGUUUCCGAAUAAUCAGCCUCUUCGCCUCGGCAUCUUUGCGACUCGAAUAUACCCGGUCGCUGUUCUCAUUGCCCGUCAGCAAAAUAGACGAAAUCUCCGUCGGCACCGUGAGUAACGCCAUCACAGCACAGUCGAACACAAUCCAGCAAAGUGUUUCAGACCGUCUUGCCAUUCUCUUCCAAUCAAUCGCCCUACUAAUCGCGGCAUACGCCAUCGCAUUCCGUUAUUCGUGGGCGCUGACGCUCGUCGUGAGCUCCGCAAUCCUCUUCGUUGUGAUUUGCUUCUGUUUGACAGUACCCCUUCUCAUCAAAGGUCAACAGCACGUUGACCAAGCAGAUAACAAGCAUGCGUCUAUUGCUGCAGACGCUUUCGGGUCCAUCCGCACGGUGUUCUCACUGGGUGCCGAAGCUUCUCUGACCAAAAAGCACUCACAUUGGAUCGAGGAGGCCCGCAGACGCGGUCUAGGCAUGUCACUUGUCACGGGUACACAUCUCGCGACCCUGUUCUUCGCGAUGUAUGUCAGCUUCGCGCUGGCGUUCUGGUAUGGACUGAAGCUUUACCGGGAAGGGCACAUUGCCAACAUCAAUACGGUGAUCACGGUGUUUUUCUCUGUCUUGCUAGUUGUCACGGUCAUGGGUGGGAUUGCCUCGCCAUUGAUGGCAAUCUCAAAAGCAAUCAGUGCAUCUGGGGCAUUCUUUGGUGUGAUCGACUCGGAACCAGCGCCGCUAGACGGUCUACGUGACCCUGAGGUCACCAGUCAGGCAGAUAUAGUGUUCGAUAACAUCUCGUUCGCAUAUCCCACUCGCCCAGAUACUCGCGUUCUGAAGGGGUUCAGUGCGUGCUUCCCGCGUGGGAAGACGACAGCGCUGGUUGGGCCAUCGGGGUCUGGAAAAAGCACCAUAGUCGCAUUGAUUGAGAGAUGGUAUCGAAUUGACGCAUCGGGGAAGGAUACGAGUGAGACGACGAAAGGACAAAUUCUUGUUGAUGGUCACAAUAUCAAUGAGCUGGAUGUGAGAUGGUGGCGGUCCCAAGUCGGCCUGGUCCAGCAAGAACCGUUCCUCUUCAACGAUUCCAUCUUUCAGAAUGUGUCAUAUGGCUUGAUCGGAUCUCAAUGGGAAAAUGAGUCCGACGCCACAAAGCUUGAGCUCGUGAGCACGGCUUGUAAAGAGGCAUAUGCAGAUGAGUUCAUAGAACGGUUACCCGAUGGGUACUCUACAAUGGUCGGCGAAGGUGGAAUCACUCUGAGUGGAGGGCAACGCCAGAGACUUGCCAUUGCUCGAAGCAUUGUUGGCAAACCUCCCAUACUGGUACUUGACGAAGCGACAAGCUCAAUCGACGUGCGAGGAGAAAAGGUUGUACAGGCUGCACUGGAUCGGGUUUCCAAAGACCGGACCACGAUCAUGAUUGCCCAUCGAUUGUCAACGGUUCGCAGAGCGGACAACAUCGUUGUCAUGAAGGAAGGAGUGUGUGUGGAACAAGGGUCUCAUCAAGAAUUGAUGCUUCAAGGUGCCAUAUACCACAGUCUAGUGAAUGCCCAGCAACUGGAGCCACUUGAUAACGCCUCAGACGACGGGGCGGAAGAAUUGGUCAUAUCCCAGAAGGAGGAAAUCCAACCUCAUGACUACCCCGUCGAUGAAGACGGAGAGAAAGAAGAGGAAUCACAGACACCCACGAAGACAAAGGCCAAGGGCCUGACACUUAGCUUGGGCCUUGCCAAUUUCUGGGCCUUGAUGUUCUUCGUUCUCGCCAUUGCUAUGGCUACUUUCUACUUUCUGUUGGGCACGUCUGCCAACACGAUGUCUAUGCAUGUUGGAUCGACUUAUCGCAAAGAGUAUUUCGCGAACACUCUGAAAAAGCCCGUCUCAUUCUAUGACCGCGAGGAGAAUUCUUCAGGAACAUUGAUUUCACGUCUCACCCUAGAUCCAAAGCAGAUACAGGAUCUUCUAGGUCCCAUGGGAGUGUUCCCACUCAUAUCCAUCUUCAAUGUCAUCGGGUGUGUGGCUAUCUCGUUUUCAUUUGGAUGGAAGCUAGCAGCAGUGACAUUCUUCGGGGCAAUGCCAUUCAUUCUCUUCGCUGCUUUCAUGCGACUACGCUACGAGACUCAUUUCGAGUCGAUGAACGCCGAAGUGUAUGCGGAUAGCUCCAAGUUCGCGACUGAGGCCAUCAGGGCAUUCCGCACAGUUUCUGCUCUCACAAUGGAGACGACAAUCAUCGAUCGAUACUCGGGUCUACUGAAAGAGCAGAGAUCAAAGGCGUUCCGAAAAUCCUGGUACGCGACCUUGGUCUUCGCUUUCUCCGACAGCGUCGAACUCUGUGCUAUGGCACUCACCUUCUGGUACGGAGGACAGCUCCUCGCAUCGCGUGAAUAUGACCCGGUGGCGUUCUUCGUCGUCUACAUCGCCAUUAUUCAGGGUGGCCAGGCAGCCGGCCAAUUCCUCUCCUUCGGUCCUAACGUAGCACAAGCCAAAGCCUCCGCAAACCGAAUGCUCACCUCCCGAAUUCCCUCCGAAGGCCAGCUUGAAAGCUCAACUGCUGCGCCUAUGCCACGGGACCUUCGUCCUUCGGUCGAGCUCCGCGGCGUCUCAUUCAGCUAUCAAUCCCGCAAUCUGACCACGUUUGCCGACCUCAACAUUUCCAUCGACAGCGGCCAGUUCGUCGCCUUCGUCGGUCCCUCCGGCUGCGGUAAGUCCACGGUCAUUUCCCUCUUGGAAAGAUUCUACGAUCCCACCGCCGGUAGCAUUCUCUUCGGAGGACAAGACAUAUCAUCUAUCCAAAAGGCAUCCUACAGAAGAGCCUUGUCUCUAGUCGCGCAAGAACCAAAGUUAUUCGAAGGCAGUAUCCGAGACAAUCUCCUCCUCGGCAUCGAAGACAACGAAGAUUCAGGAACAGAAGAACGCAUGAUUCAAGCAUGCAAAGAUGCCGAAAUCCACGACUUCAUCACUUCCCUCCCGGACGGAUACCUCACCGAACUAGGCGUCAAUGCCCAGACUUCACUCAGCGGUGGUCAGAAGCAGCGACUGUGCAUUGCCCGCGCGCUGAUUCGGAAACCACUUCUUCUCCUCCUUGAUGAAGCUACGUCGAGUCUGGAUUCACAUUCUGAGAAAUUGGUCCAGGAGGCUAUGGAGCGUUUGGCGGGGAAGAAGAAUAUGACUAUUAUUGCUGUUGCGCAUCGAUUGGCGACUAUCCAAAAGGCAGAUGUCAUUUUUGUUUUUGGUGAAGGGGCGAGAGGGCAGGGGUCGAAGAUUCUUGAGAAGGGCUCUCAUCAUGAAUUGCUGCGUAACAAAGGUCCUUAUUGGCAGAUGUGUCAAGCGCAAGCCUUAGAUCGGUAG
Molecule: messenger RNA, 3492 nt
Organism: Penicillium olsonii
Lineage: Eukaryota; Fungi; Ascomycota; Eurotiomycetes; Eurotiales; Aspergillaceae
Source: the annotation of a GenBank genome assembly